Molecule: messenger RNA, 690 nt
Organism: Colias croceus (clouded yellow)
Lineage: Eukaryota; Metazoa; Arthropoda; Insecta; Lepidoptera; Pieridae
Product: ARL14 effector protein-like
Exons: 3
Coding region: 193-498 (101 amino acids)
Cellular component (GO): intracellular membrane-bounded organelle
Source: RefSeq, a predicted model, not a curated record
GUCAGUGACGACUGACAUUUGCUUAACAAAAACAUAGAAAAAUCAAAAUAAUUAUACAUGUAACUUAAAUUGUAAUCUAAUAAGAAUUAAGAUUAAUUUUAUUUCUUGUCCAAACUUUCAAUUCAUUAUCAACUAACUGCUCUUUUAUUACCGACGGUGAAAAAUUGUUUGUGUCCAUUGAAUAGUUAAAAAAUGCAUUUCCUUCACAAUUUUGAUCCUGAAACUUCUACUCGUGAGCGAAGAAAACUAAAUCGAAAAAGUUAUUUUAUAAAUCGCAAAUGUAAAAAAUUAUACAACGAGCGAGGACAUUUAAACGCGACAGGUGAGGAUCGUUGUGAUUGUUUAGAUGAAAAAUGUCCAGGAUGCCACUUUCCUUGUCCAAAGUGCAACUCUAAUAAAUGUGGUCUUGAAUGCAGAGUCAAUAGGAAAUGGAUGUAUGAUAAAAUAGAAAUAGAAGGAAAUGACAUGGUUGUUAAAAAUACAUUUAAUAAUAAGUGAAAAUAAAUCUAAUCAUUGGCCAAUAGUUUAAAGAAAUAUUCAACUUCAAGUUCACCAUCUUCAGGAAGAUCAGUGCAAUGAACAGCAUUGUGUAUUAUGCUUUUACCAUAAUGUGCUCUAAUGGACUCUGGAUAUAACUGACGUGCCAAAUCCUGAAAUAAAUACAGAAUUUAAAAAAACUUAUUUUUUUUU